AUAACGGAUGGUGGCCCUCGGUAGUUUAGAAACUCUGGAUACGGCCCUGCUACUGACUCUCGUCAGAAGCGCAUGCGAAGCACCACAGCUUGAGAGGAAGAAGCCAAGGGCUUUUCAAAAUAAGGUAAAAUUUUCACGUUUCAUGAUAUUUUAAUUAUUUCAAGCUAUGAUUAUGGUUAGCAUAAGUGCGUAAAUAUAGGCUAUAUAUGUUUCACGCCUUACGUUGUUGUACAGUAGUGUAACGGGUUGCGAUUUGUUAUGGUUGGACUUUUAUGUUGAAGGGACGUUCUUGGCCGGCUGUGUGCAGAGUUCCGGUUCGGUUGUUUAGAAGAAAACGAGCUAGUGUGAUCGGAGAUCGUUAACGGUGUUUCUGCUGGAGUUAAGACGUGGGCUGUGCUGCGGCCAACAGUAACCCGGAAUAAAGAUCCGAAACGGAAACAACAAGUUGGAGUCAUUAGCAUCUCUUAGAAAAGGCAACAAAAGUGUGUUUUAUAGGUGUGGUGGCUUUUGUUGAGCCGUGGCGGUGCGACACGAACUAGUGUAGCCCAGCAGAAAGGCCCCGCGGCUGGCUGGACCCAGCUCGACACAGCAGCAGAGCGUUUUCUUUAACUCGUGAGAGCAGCGCACCGCACAGAAGCCGACUCCUUCGCACACGGGGAAAAACGGCAGUACUGGUUUUUGAAAUUUUGUGUCAGUUUAAGGAAGAAGGAAGAGCUCCUGAAGAACUGAGGCCUCCUUUGAACCAGAAGGACAUGGAGCCCGUCAACAUGAAGCAGGAAGAGGAGGAGCAGCUUGAUGAGAUUAAAACUGAUGCCACCAACAUUAUAUUCUCUGCAGUUUCUCAUCAGGUUAAGGAAGAAGGAAGAGAAGUUCGGUUGUCACAGUUUGAUCAGAACCAACCUAAAGACAGAGAUCUUCCAACCAGCAGCACCACUGACCAGAUGAAAGCAGAAAGUGGUAGAGAGGACUGUGGAGGAGCAAAAACUACCAGGAAUCCAGAUCUAAAUCUUUAUGAAUAUGAUUCUAACUCUUCAGAGACUGAAGUCAGCAACGAUGAAGAUGAUGACCAGGAUGGCAACAAUUCUGACUGUCAACUGAAACUCUUGUCAGAUUCUGAGCCAAACACCAAAGAUCAUAACAAAGACUGGAAGCAGAGCAGGUCUUCUAAAUCACAUGUUAAGGCUGUCAAAUCUUUCAGCUGCCCAGAGUGUGGUGAACAGUUUCUCCAUGAGCGGUCUCUCCAGAAACACAUGAAAGUGACAAGUCAUUCAGGUCUGAAGUCUUCAAGCUGUUGUGUUGAUAAGAAAUAUGUUAGAGUGAAGCAAAAUGUAGACUCUAGCAGGAAAGUUCAGACAAAACUAAAAUCAUUUAGUUGUGACGACUGUGGAAAAAGUUUCAGCUCCAUAUCACAUUUUAUCACUCACAUGAGAGUCCACACAGGACAAAAGCCUUUUGCUUGUGAGCUCUGUAGACAAAGAUUUACCCAAAAGGGAAAUUUAGACACUCACAUGAGAGUCCAUACAGGACAGAAGCCUUUUGCUUGUGAGCUCUGUAGACAAAGAUUUACCCAAAAGGGAAAUUUAGACACUCACAUAAGAGUCCACACAGGACAGAAGCCUUUUGCUUGUGAGCUCUGUGGACAAAGAUUCAGCCAAAAGUACCAUUUAGACACUCACAUGAGAGUCCAUACAGGCGAAAGGCCUUUUGCCUGUGAGCUCUGUGGACAAAGGUUUAGCCAAAAAACAACUUUAGACAGUCACAUGAGAGUUCACACAGGACAGAAGCCUUUUCCUUGUGAGCUCUGUGGACAAAGGUUUAGACAAAAAACAACUUUAGACAGUCACAUGAGAGUCCACACAGGACAGAAGCCUUUUGCUUGUGAGCUCUGUAAACAAAGAUUUACCCAAAAGGGAACUUUAGACACUCACAUGAGAGUCCAUAAAGGAGAAAGGCCUUUUGCCUGUGAGCUUUGUGAAAAAAAGUUUAGUCAUAAGACAGAUUUUGACAGUCACAUGAGAGUCCACACAGGACAGAAGCCUUUUGCUUGUGAGCUCUGUAGACAAAGAUUUACCCAAAAGGGAAAUUUAGACACUCACAUGAGAGUCCAUACAGGACAGAAGCCUUUUGCUUGUGAGCUCUGUAGACAAAGAUUUACCCAAAAGGGAAAUUUAGACACUCACAUAAGAGUCCACACAGGACAGAAGCCUUUUGCUUGUGAGCACUGUGGAAAAAGAUUUUCUCAAAAGACAAGUUUAAACGUUCACAUGAGAGGCCACACAGGACAGAAUCAAUGAACAUAAACAAAAUAUAUAUUUUGGGACUUCUAAGGGUGUUGAAGGAAAUGUGCUACUGAUCUGGAAGCUCUUAACUAAAAUGAAAGGCAGCAGUUUUAUUACAUGUUUUGUUUUUGGAGAAGAAAAGGUUGAAAAUGAAAAGUUUUUUGUCACUAAAGUGUUUUAUUAAAAAUCUUUGUUCACUAUUCAGUUUGUUGUUCGCUGUUUCUGGAGUUUAAAUGUAAAUGCUGAUGUUUUGCAAAGUGAGAAGGCUCGCCAUCAAAGUCACCAGAUUAAUCCACUCGUGUAAUUAUCUGUCAUGCAAAUAAACCUGAUCAAUAAUUAA
Molecule: messenger RNA, 2619 nt
Organism: Nothobranchius furzeri (turquoise killifish)
Lineage: Eukaryota; Metazoa; Chordata; Actinopteri; Cyprinodontiformes; Nothobranchiidae
Source: RefSeq, a predicted model, not a curated record